UUCACUUGGGAGGAAGAAGCCGCCACAACGACUGUGCGGACGCUUCAGCCGCAUCAGCAUGAAGCUGCCCCGGAUCCCGCUCCGCAGGCAGAAGCUACCCAAGGUCGUAGUGGCCCAUCACGACCUGGAUAACACACUCAACUGCAGCUUCCUGGAGCCACCAUCGGGGCUGGAGCAGCCCUCACCAUCCUGGUCUUCCCGGGCCUCAUUCUCCUCCUUUGACACCACUGACGAAGGCCCUGUGUACUGCGUGCCCCACGAGGAGGCGGCAACCGAGAGCCGAGACCGGGAGAUUCCCACCUCCCCAGCGGAGGAGUGCUUAAGGCAUGAAAAGUAG
Molecule: messenger RNA, 337 nt
Organism: Myotis brandtii (Brandt's bat)
Lineage: Eukaryota; Metazoa; Chordata; Mammalia; Chiroptera; Vespertilionidae
Gene: SCARF2
Product: scavenger receptor class F, member 2
Exons: 6
Coding region: 59-337 (92 amino acids)
Molecular function (GO): scavenger receptor activity
Source: RefSeq, a predicted model, not a curated record